Cloeon dipterum is the source of this 1488-nucleotide messenger RNA. RefSeq lists its product as uncharacterized. The record is from RefSeq and is a predicted model, not a curated record. Lineage: Eukaryota; Metazoa; Arthropoda; Insecta; Ephemeroptera; Baetidae. Bases 144 to 1100 code for a protein of 318 amino acids. The transcript is spliced from 5 exons.
ACUGAUAUAUUGCAUGCAGGGGAACUGUGCUGUGUGCGUAGAUUUCGUGCGUUUUCGGAGACAGAGAGAGCGCCGAGAGCAGAGGCGAACGCUAGAGGUGCGGUUUCUCUAAGCCAGGAGUUGUCAAAGAAAUUUCUGCAAAAAUGCCGGAGAGAGAAUUCAAAACUGCUGACAGUAAAGACUACUACUUCAACGAAGUGCCAACAAACAGCACGUGCACUCUGCGCUUCAGGGUGAAAACGUCCAACGAUGCCCACAUCUGUCUCUCGGCCACAGGGGCCCAGGAUUCCACUCCGACUCUGGAGAUCUUCCUUGGUGGAUGGGACAAUAAAAUGAGUGCCAUUCGCAGAGACAACGCGCAGCCCGAAAAAGUAAAAGUGUCAACUCCUGACCUGUUGAGUUCCAAAGAGUACUUCGUCUUUUGGAUCAAAUGGGACAACAAAGGACAGGUGGACGUUGGAAGGGACAACAACGUAGAGCCCUUCAUGUCCUACUUGGACCCGAAUCCUUUCCCGAUCAGUCAUUACGGAAUGCGGACUACCUGGGGCGCCACUGGAAAGUGGAAGGACCAUGAACUUGCAUACGUGCUGCACGAAGGGAGUGCACCAGCAGCACCGGCUGCUUCAGUGGAGGAUGCACCAGCGGAGGCUGCUGGUGGUGCAGAUGGCCGCGCGGAGUACCACUGGGUGGCCGCCAAGAACGGCCAAAUCCCAAGCAACGCCGUGGUAGGCGGCACCGACCAUGGCGAGCAGGUGCUGUUCAUCGCCAGGGUUAGCUACAACAACUCGCAACUCAUCGGCAAGGUCAACAACGUGCUGCAGGGUGCCAGGGUGGCUUGCAACGGCCAGGAGCUGCACUUUGUUGAGUACGAGGUGUUGUGCGGCAGUACAUCCAAGUGGCUCACGGGAUGCAACAGCCAGGUGCCCCCCAACGCGGUGCUCGGCGGACGAGGAUGCAAUGGUGACACCUACUACAUCGCCCGCACGGACUGCAACGGCGCAAUUACGGUCGGAAUGGUUCUCGCCAGCACUCGCCAAUGUCACGUAGCAUACGGUGGAAGGGAGCUGGUAGCCAACACCUUUGAUGUUUUGAUUAACUAAAUUACAAAUUAUUACCUAAAUUAUAAACCGCAGGGCGCUAUUUAGUAAAGCAGCUCUAACUCUGUCUAAAUACAAUCUCAGGAAAAGAUCUAUUCGUAAAAGUGUUUAAUGACUUUGUUUAAAUAACAAUUAAUUAUUUUGUCAUGAUGAAAACAGCUGCUGUGGCUGCUAGAGGCCUAUUUACACAACUAUAUACAUAGAAGCUCUGUAAACAUUUAUUUACACAAUUUGAGCUAAAAUAUUUAAACGAAUGAGUGAGUAAGAAAUGAAAGGGUUUUUCAGUGUUUGACAAAGCUCAUGUAAUUGAAAUUUUUGCAAAAAAAUGGAAUAAAAACAAGAUUUACUACGGCUGCAUAAUCUGUGCCAAAGGCGCGACCGCCGUCUUAAU